AUGUCCGAUACCAGACGUAUUUUGGGACAUGAGAUAAAAUGGCUUCCAAAAAUUCUAAGGGCUUCGUCAGACUCAAUGAGCCAAAUUCUUAGCACUUCCAAUGUGAUUGCAGAGUCAAGCUUCAAAAUGAGAACCAUUCACAACCAGAUAUUUCUUCCUCAUUUCAUCCUCGAAUCGGGUACCACACUAUACAAUGUCAUUAUUGCUUACUCAACCUAUGGGUUAUUGAAUGCGAAACGCGACAAUGUGAUUGUUGUAUGUCAUGGUUUCUCUGCGAGCACACAGGUUACGCACUGGUGGAAAGGAAUGGUGGGCGCCAAUCGCGCCCUGGAUCCCAGCAAAUACUUCAUCAUUUGUUUGAACGCCUUGGGAAGUCCAUUUGGGUCUGCGAGCCCCCUGACAUCGAUCAACGAACAGCUAUCGCUGGGACCUUACGGGCCUAACUUCCCUCUGGCAACCAUUAGAGACGACGUACGGAUCCAUAACGAAGUCCUCAAUAUUUUGGGCAUCCAGCAUAUCCUGUGCGUAGUAGGGGGCAGUAUGGGGGGUAUGACAGCGUUGGAAUGGGCCUACCUGGGUUCCCAGAAGGUCCGCUCCUUUGUGUCGAUUGCUGCAACAGCCAGACUGGGUGCCUGGGCAAUUAGCUGGAAUGAGGUCCAACGGCAUUGCAUUAUCAGCGAUCCAGCAUACAGAAAUGGCCAGUACAGCCCAUUGGCACCGCCCGUGUCAGGACUUAUGGGUGCCCGAAUGGCCGCACUCUUAACCUACCGGUCUCGGGACUCAUACGAAAAUCGGUUUGGUCGAGACCUAGCCAUGGGUUAUCGGGCCUCUCCCUUGUCUCCCGCCACUCCCGAGUCUGGUUCAAUCUCAAUGGACAGUGGGUCGUCUGAAGAAAAUUUUGAAGACUCCCCCCAACCAUUCCUCACCCAGACCUAUAUUCGAUACAAUGCCGGCAAAUUCUGCACUACUUUUGAUGCUAACUGCUACAUUGCUUUGACGCACAAGCUUGACACCCAUGAUGUAACCCGGGGUAGAGUGUCCAGUACCUCGCAGACGCCAGUAGCUGAUGCACUUAGUCAAUUGACGCAGCCUGGGCUAGUGGUGGGUAUUUCAAGUGACAUGCUGUACCCGCUUCAAGAACAAAAGGAUAUGGCAUCGGGUCUGCGAAACGCAGAGUAUCGAGUGAUUGUGAGCGAUAAUGGGCAUGAUGGAUUUUUACUCCAUACAGAAGAGCUCAACUCAAUUCUGGAGGAUUUUCUGUAUAGUGUGAACAAACAAGUUACCGUGUUGGAACCAUAAAUAGUUAUGCUAUUGAUGCAUUUGGA
Molecule: messenger RNA, 1325 nt
Organism: Penicillium brasilianum
Lineage: Eukaryota; Fungi; Ascomycota; Eurotiomycetes; Eurotiales; Aspergillaceae
Source: the annotation of a GenBank genome assembly